AUGGAGGUACUCGAAGAGGGUAAUUUAAUGGAUCGUGUUCCGAUUCUGUUGCAACGUGAUUUGGAAUUUUAUCAGACUCAUCAGCGUGUGCUUCAGGAGCCAAUUUGCUCGGGCGUAGUGGGCGGUAAACUUGAUUUUCCACGGUGUGCAUCCUUUGCAUCUAUCAAAUUGAUUCGCUGGUGGGAGGAUGAGUACUUUGCCUCAUAUCGCAAGCCAUCGGGUCUGCUACAUACAGAAAAGGAGCUGACCGAAGGUGAUUUCAGUUCAGUAACGGUAAAGAGCUCGGAUCCCGAUAAGUUUGUCAACCUGGUGACCAAAUCAGCGGAUCUCCUUCUAGAGCACAUACAUCGUCUUUCCCAGGAAUCCCUGGAUCAUGCGGAUCUGUCGGUUCUCACGGCUACCAUAGGCGCGGCAGCGCUGGUUAAAAAUUGUCUUUCUGUUUACAUGCAAGCGGCUACUACGACUAUUUGUCCACCUAAGGGUGAUGAGAAGGGCGGGGCUCUGAAGCUCAGCUUUAAGCAAUACUCCCAAAUGUCUGAGGCGCUGGCCGAACGGUUGCUGGACCUGCACUGUCGCCUUCUGCUGCUCUAUAUAAUUCAAGAUGCCGACUGUCUGCACUGGGAGGAUGGCCAGCCUUUCUUCGAAUCGGAGCGAGGAUCAUACACAGUGCAAAUGUGGUGGCACUAUAUGCGUGGAACCAAAAACGAUCUGUGGAACUCCGUGCCGCCCAAAAUGGCACAACGCAUCUUUGCGGGAAUGUUGAACGAGACAUUAAGUGUUCUCACCGUGCGCUACACUCAAAUUGUAACCAGCGUGGCACGGGCUCCACUGCAUCUGGUGGACAUAUGUAAUCUGUUGCUAUGUAUUGCCGAACUGCUGCCUAAUGUGUGCGAAAGUGGAGAAGCCUAUGUAGGCCUACAACUGAGCAACCAGAGCGUGAUAUUGAGGGAUAUACAUGCUAAGUGCCGAGAACUUUUCUACUGCCUUCUAUUGCGCGGAUCGCCGCUCGGUGUACUCUCUAAGGUCUUUCGGAAGGGACUUGACAACAUGGAAAUGUUUAGCUCGCGUCAUGGACUUCCAAGUGCUUGGAUAAUUUUCACAUUACCGCGCUAUUUUCCAAAGGAGCAGUCCUGCCAGUGGGUCACCGAAUUUGCUGAUCUGACGACACAAACGGCCAUAUCACUAGAUUUGCGCGUGUUACUAGCUUUUCCCGAAGCCAACUGGCCUUACCUACUCAAAAUUUUGCUAAUGCGUGACGCUUUUUUGACAGGUAUUAUUAUGAAGCAUCUGAUGCAGCAUUUGCCCUCAUCGGAGAAUUUCAAGAAUGUAGCAAAGAAUUCUUUUACUGGCGGAGAUGGCACCCCAAUCAAGUGUGAAGCGUUCCUGUGCCGCGGCGAAUGCUUCAAUGUAACUGAUUCCCUGGCCGCUGAUUUAGAUCCUGUUGGUCAAUCGAACUAUCAGAUUGUUCUCUCUCUCACUUAUUUGAUUGUGGCCGUUGGCAAGGCCGUGGACAUCAAGUCGUGCCUCAUUAAGACGCUCGAGGAGUAUGGAAUGAGCGGUUGGAGCGACUGCUUGGACAAGCGCCAGAUCUGGAACCAGAAGCGAACGCCGUGGCUGGAGGCCACUAUGCACUUUGUUUAUCCCGUGCUCGACUGUGUGGUGGAUAUGUUGAUCAAUGCCGUGGAGAACGGAGCUAGCAUGUAUCAAGCGAUGUCGCUGGCCCUAACUUGUGUGUCCGAAAUAUGGGAUUGCAUACCGGAGGGACUAUACAAGAUCACCGCAUUGUUACAGGACAUAAUCCCAGUGUCAACGCGACCCCUCGGUGAUUCAGUUCUGCUCCAAGUGGUUUUUGCCGCGCUUUAUACUGAGCUUAUUCGAACAGCUGAAAUGCAUGAGCAGGCAAAGAACGAUAAAAAAGCAUCUAUUUGCUACUCUAUAUCUGAGGCCAUCUGUUCAAUAGAUGAGGAUGACAAGCACACGGAUCAAAUCGAGUUUUUCCUGAAACAGGCCAAGGAGAGUAUUAACCUGGAUGCAGACUUCGGCGGUAUCUCUACACGCGGAGCUGGGGGCCUCAGCGCUGUAAGCACUGUCAAAAUGGAUGACUUCGCCACUGCCGACUCGGAUCGCCUGAGUCACAGCCCACCGGCUAAUUACGCCAUGGAACUUGACGUAGGCAUUGCCGAUUACAUUCCAGAAGUUCUGGCUAGCGACGUGCUGACCACAAACAUAGGAAAACAGGCCUUAAAGGUGAUAUACAACUAUUUAAAGUUCAACAAGGAUUGGUUGAUGGAGCAGCUCGGUACGGGAGAGAACGAGCCGAGUCCUUUUCAGGGCGUGCAGGGCCAGAACAUUAAGGAAGCUAAAACAUCCGUGCUUAGGUCUAUGUUUUUUAUUGGGAAUACGCCUUUCGAUCAGCUACUCACCGGCUCUCUGAAGAUCGACUUUGUCAGCUGGUUGCAGACACCACUUUCACUUAAUCCGGAGCGAGCUUCGCUUCAUUUGUCGCGACGCUGCGACUUUCAGGAGGAGGCCAAGUUGUCGUUACCCGAGGUGGCAAUGGUCGCAGGCAUUACCAAGAUCAUGAAAAAGCGCAAGGACUUCGGCAAGUGA
Scaptodrosophila lebanonensis is the source of this 2610-nucleotide messenger RNA. RefSeq lists its product as uncharacterized. The record is from RefSeq and is a predicted model, not a curated record. Bases 1 to 2610 code for a protein of 869 amino acids. NCBI's taxonomy places the organism in Eukaryota, Metazoa, Arthropoda, Insecta, Diptera, Drosophilidae. The transcript is spliced from 7 exons.